CUCAGACAUGACAUUUCCUUCAAUGUCUUGGCCCUCUUUUUUGCUUCUGUCUUCCAGGUUGUUGUGCCAAUCCUCGCUCCUUUACUCCCUCCACCUCCUCGCUCUUCUCCACCUUUGCUCCGGUUCUCUCCACACGACGGACGGGUGACACACGGUCGCACACCUAUCUGUCCGUCCCCUUUCCUCGAAUCUUCACCACCACCACCAUCACGCCGCGGAGCCAAGACCCUAUCGCCCUUAGUUUAUUGCUUCUCCGGAUCGUCUCGAGUUUGCGAUUCAUCCAUAGUUCACGACAGUGCCCGAAGCCCCACCUCGAAAAUGGCUGACCCAGUUGCCAAACGCCCAGACGUGGACCAACAUCAACUCCAACCUCGUUCCUCUCCACUCCAAUCUCGACAUCUCGCCCCCAAGGUGUCAUUGGAGCGUCAAGGUGUCACUGUCUUGAGUUUUGCCCCGAGUGUGGGCGGACAUUAUCCCGAUUCAUCCAUCUAUCCUUCCAUCCAUCUAUGGUUUGGGAGGGACGGGACUUCGAACUGCCCCAAUCCAAACCCUCCCCGACAUGCCACAUGCCACAUGCAUGCCACGCGCCGUCAACCUUCCUGUCGCUGGUCCCCGACGAUUGUUGAUGAUGGUCUCCGUCGGAUGAAGUACCGACCGCUCUGGCUGUCUUCCUGGUGGAUGAGACCAUCGCGCCGUCUUCUGCUGCCGCCCAAGAGAUCCAUGGACACCAAUCUCAGGCGAUACGCCCAAGCAAGAAAAAGAAACAGACAGAGACAGGCAGUCAGUCCUUCACCAGUAGCGUCUAGACCACCAACCUUGGCGGGGAUCAGGAUAUCAAACGACGACUUACCAUCCUCGGCCGGCCACCGAUCGGGACGGGAACCGCCCGGGUUCACACGGCGUCUAAAGGAAUGCCCAAUAGUGCGCACAUGCGCCGAUAGGAACGCCGCACCUUGUUGGGGGGAACGAGCAGAAGGACCAGAAGAAUGGGGCCGCCACCACGCCAAUUUCGGACGCCAUGUCCGUCUAUGACAAGUCGAGCGGCCCUAGCAGUCUCUGUCUGGCCAUAAUUCCCCGACUCGAGCACGGAGUCCUGAGUCUUGAGUCCCCUCGGGGCGCUCUAGACGGAUAGACAGACGUGAUAAGGGCCCGGCACUUGCAUCACCAAAACGCCAAGGUACAAACAUUGAAAACGCCAAGCGGCCAUUGCUCGCUGUCAAUCUCUCCAUUCUGCCAUGGUCCAUCCCCCCCCUUGUUUGGUCCCCCCGACUCAUCGUUGCACGGCGGUUCUAGGAUGGCCCCGACUCGACCUCUUCUACCACUGACGAGAGCUCGCUUCUUGAUGCUCCAAUUUAAUUCCCUCAUCGGGUCCUUUUGCACUUUUUCCCUCUUGCACAGCCUCAAUGCCCAGACCUUGGGCGGUUCCCUCCCAGGCCUCCAUCUCACCUCGUCGCCAAGCUAAUCUUUCCUAAUCAAAGCCAAGAUGAAGGCAAUGAGAGGAAUUCCCUGGCACGUCAUUCCACCUUUCUAUCCGACUUCCCCAAUCUUCUUUGCCUCCUUCCCCUCUUGAUCACGUCUUGCAAGACUUUUUCAUCCUGUUGCAGUCUUGCUCCUCCCGCCAAGGACGCCAUAUGCUAUCGUGAUAGUCGAGUGAAGCGCGCCUUUUUCUCACCUCUAUCCCACUCAUGCACCCUUCACUGUCUCUGAUUUGACCAUUUCACUCGCUGCCGGUGGGGUCUCGGUUCGACUUCAUAUCUCCCUGAGCUUGCCAAGAAAGGCAUGUCGUUAUGAGCACUGCCACGCUGCUCCCAAAGUCUCGUUCGUCGUCUGCAGAUUCUAGACAGCCAUCGGCAAAUACUCAAAACGUUGUUGAAAAAAAAAAAAACUCUUCUCCUUCAUCACACCCAAUCUCGCCCGACCCGUGAGAAACAUACAACCCGAACCACCAUGACGGUCGUUCAACUUUGAUUAUCCGGCACUACUCUUCUGUCUCGCUCAACCGACUCCCCCCCGUGCCCCUUCCGACGGAAAGCGGAUUAUCGCCUCUCGCCCGAACCCCUCUCGUUGCACUGCCUCGAAACCAACUGUCACCGUAAGAAACAGGCACGUAGGCUGACCUGCCUGCGUCGGUGAAGUAGAGGGAAAACGGAAACCUUACUCGACGGGGCGGAAGGCGCAGUUGUGUUCGCCAAGAAUCACAGCGCUCUAGUCGUUGAGUCUUUUACAAUUCCGUUGGUACGCCCAAGACUCUGCCACCUUCUCUGCCCUGAGAGAGACGCAACUGUCUACGCAGGGUUUUGCCUCUUCACACAAGCACACAGCCUUGUAACACCCUCUAAAUACCUACCUCUCGCCAUCGUUGCACGAACGCCUUUCUUGGCUUGAUACUGCUUGUUACAAGACGCAUCUCUUUUCAUCUCUUUUUGAGAGCUUUUAAAACCAACCCUACUACUAUUGUCUACUUCCGCCCGUCUAUGAGAGAGAAAGUCCUUCGCCUUAGCUUCACACCUCUCUACAACCGGUGCUAAUGGCGUCUCUCGCCCCUCCUCAGUUGCGCGUCGACACCCGUAAUCAACGCGGUAAUGACAACGACGACGCGAUAACUCCCUCUCCCAUUUCGACACACUCAAAUCCGUUUCUCACGCCGGCCAUCAGCGCAGCAACAAGCGCCGCACCGAGUAUGCAUUCCACCGCUGUCACCGAGGACGCAGACAGCGCUUUGAGGCCCGACCCGGGCACGGAAGCCGACUUCAUCGUCCCAAACAACCCUUUUGCUUUUAGCCCUGGGCACCUCAACAAACUUUUAAAUCCGAAAUCUUUGUCCGCUUUCCAGGCGCUCGGCGGCCUCCACGGAAUCGAAAAAGGCCUGCAGACAGACAUCAAGUCCGGUCUGUCCCUGGAUGAGGUGGCCGUCCGUGGCAACGUCAGCUUUGAAGAGGCCACCGGUCACAAGGAGCCCGUCUUUACCACGUCGGGUGCACAGCCUUCAGCCACCACACACAACGCCAGCGGCGAUGGUUUCACCGACCGCACCCGAGUGUAUGGCAGAAACGUGCUUCCCGCCAAAAAGGCCACCCCUUUGUGGAAGCUGAUGUGGACCGCCUACAACGACAAAGUCAUCAUUUUGUUGACGGUUGCCGCCGUCAUCUCAUUGGCGCUUGGUCUGUACGAGACCCUUGGAGUCGAGCAUGACCCCGAAGAAGGCCAGCCGGUCGAUUGGGUCGAGGGUGUUGCCAUUGUCGUUGCCAUUUUGAUCGUUACCCUGGUUGGAUCUCUCAACGACUGGCAAAAGGAACGCGCCUUCGUCAAGCUCAAUGCCAAGAAGGAAGAUCGCGAGGUCAAGGUUAUCCGGUCUGGCAAGUCUUUCAUGAUUAACGUCGCCGAGAUCUUGGUUGGCGAUGUCAUCCACCUCGAGCCCGGUGACCUGGUCCCAGUCGACGGCAUUUUCAUUAGCGGUCAUGACUUGAAGUGCGACGAGUCCUCUGCCACGGGUGAGUCUGACGCUCUCAAGAAGACUGGCGGCGACGCCGUCUUCAACGCCCUCCAGUCCGGCAACGCUCCCAAGGACAUCGACCCUUUCAUCAUCUCGGGAGCCAAGGUCCUUGAGGGUGUCGGCACCUUCGUCUGCACCUCGGUCGGCACCAACUCCAGCUUCGGCAAGAUCAUGAUGUCGGUUCGCACUGAGAUGGAGGCUACGCCUCUGCAGAAGAAACUCGAGGGCCUGGCCAUGGCCAUCGCCAAGCUCGGAAGCAGCGCCGCCCUCUUCCUCUUCGUCGUCCUCCUCAUCCGCUUCCUCGCCGAUCUGCCCAACAACAGCGGUACUGGCGCCGAGAAGGCUUCCACCUUUAUGGACAUUCUCAUUGUGGCCAUCACCAUCAUUGUCGUCGCCGUACCUGAGGGACUUCCGCUGGCUGUAACUCUCGCGCUGGCUUUCGCCACUACUCGCCUUCUGAAGGAAAACAACCUGGUUCGCAUUCUCAGAGCCUGCGAGACGAUGGGUAACGCCACGACCAUCUGCUCUGACAAGACCGGCACCUUGACCACGAACAAGAUGACGGUUGUCGCCGGCACCUUUGGCUCCGCCAGCUUCAGCAAGUCGGUCGACGGCGAGAAGGUCACCAGCGCUGUCGAAUUCGCUCAGUCACUUCCCGAAGCCACCAAAAAGCUCCUCGUCCAGUCCGUCGCCAUUAACUCAACUGCCUUUGAGGGAGAGGAGGACGGCCAGGCUACCUUCAUCGGUUCCAAGACCGAAACUGCCCUGCUUGAGUUCGCCAAGGACCACCUUGGCAUGCAAGGACUGGCCGAGACCCGCUCCAACGAGGAGGUCGUGCAGAUGAUGCCCUUUGACUCCGGCAAGAAGUGCAUGGCCGCCGUCAUCAAGCUGUCCGGAAACGGUGGCUACCGUCUUGUCGUCAAGGGUGCCUCUGAGAUUCUUCUCGGAUACUGCACCCAGAAGCUCAACAUCACCGACCUCAGUACCUCUGCUUUGGAAGAAUCCGACCGCCUUUUCCUCGAGGGAACAAUCGACACCUACGCCAAGCAGUCUCUUCGCACCAUCGCCCUCAUCUACCAAGACUACCCUCAAUGGCCUCCCCACGGCGUCAACGCCAACAUCGAGGGACACGUUGACCUCGGUGACAUCCUCCACGACCUCGUAUUUGCCGGUGUCGUUGGUAUUCAGGACCCGGUUCGCCCCGGAGUCCCCGAGGCUGUUCGUAAGGCCCAGCACGCCGGUGUGGUCGUCCGCAUGGUUACUGGUGACAAUGCCGUCACUGCUCAGGCUAUCGCGACCGAGUGUGGUAUCUUCACCGAGGGCGGACUCAUCAUGGAGGGCCCCGUCUUCCGCAAGCUCUCCGUCGAGCAGAUGAACGAGACCCUGCCCCGUCUUCAAGUCUUGGCCCGUUCCUCGCCCGAGGAUAAGCGUGUCCUGGUCACCCGCCUCAAGGCUCUUGGUGAGACAGUUGCCGUGACUGGUGACGGUACCAACGAUGCGCCCGCGCUCAAGGCUGCGGAUGUGGGUUUCUCAAUGGGUAUCUCUGGUACUGAGGUCGCUAAGGAAGCUUCUUCUAUCGUGCUGAUGGACGACAACUUCGCGUCGAUCGUUACGGCUUUGAAGUGGGGAAGAGCAGUCAACGACGCCGUCCAGAAGUUCCUUCAGUUCCAAAUCACGGUCAACAUCACCGCUGUCCUCCUCGCCUUCAUCACCGCCGUCUCUUCCCCCACGAUGGAGUCAGUUCUCACUGCUGUCCAGCUGCUCUGGGUCAACCUCAUUAUGGACACCUUCGCCGCCCUCGCGUUGGCUACGGACCCUCCCACGGAGAAAAUUCUCGAUCGUCUGCCGCAGGGCAAGAAGGCGCCUCUCAUCACCAACAACAUGUGGAAGAUGAUCAUCGGACAGGCUAUCUUCCAGCUGACAGCGACACUCAUUCUGCACUUCGCUGGCAACGCCAUCUUUGGCUACGACUCACACAACGAGGACCAACAACUGGAGCUCGACUCGAUGAUCUUUAACACAUUCGUCUGGAUGCAGAUUUUCAACGAGUUCAACAACCGUCGCCUCGACAACAAGUUCAAUAUCUUUGAGGGAGUCCACCGCAACUACUUCUUCAUCGUCAUCAACUGCAUCAUGGUCGGUGCCCAGGUCGCCAUCAUCUACGUCGGUGGCAAGGCCUUCCGUAUCACCCCUGGCGGCAUCAGCGGCGAGCACUGGGCCGUCUCCGUCGUCUUGGCCUCCCUCUCGAUUCCCAUGGCCAUCCUCAUCCGCCUCUUCCCGGACCCCUGGUUUGAGAAGAUCGCCAAGACCGUCGGUAGACCCGUCGUCGUCGUCUACCGCGCUUCGGGCAAGUUCUUCUCCCGGGUCGGUGCUGUCUUCCGCCGCAAGAAGACAACCGACGCCGAGGACGCGUCCGACGAGGAGGCCCGCGUGUCUUCCGGAUCCGAGGACUCCAAGAUCGCGGCGCCCGCCAUCGUCAUCUCGACGCAACCCGAGGAGACCAACACGGCCGUUGCCAAGGACGACGAGAAGCGUCAGAUCUGAAAUGCUCGUCGGCCUUGGGUGUUCGGGCUUGAUACGUUGUUCUGCACAUAUAUAUUUCCCUUCUCAUGUUUCAUUGUUUGCAGCUACGAUACCAUUUAUUGCGCGCCUGUUCAUGUUUUUGCUUUUCGUUUUCCCUAAACGAUUCUACGACCGGCAUUAUUGUUACGUGCAUAGAGAUAACAUCGUGGGCGGGCGAGGUUGGCGGUUAUCACAUCAUCAUACAGAGAACGUAUUGCUUCUCGUCUACAAGGCGUUUUUCUUUUGGGGCGAUUGACAAAACUAAAAAGUCAUGCGUCUGCGUGGUAAAAGACGGUUUACCUUUUUACGAUAUGGACUGUCCUUAACGACAU
This is a messenger RNA of Colletotrichum destructivum, 6387 nucleotides long. RefSeq names its product Putative P-type ATPase, HAD superfamily, P-type ATPase, transmembrane domain superfamily. Gene Ontology annotation, molecular function: P-type calcium transporter activity; ATP hydrolysis activity; ATP binding. Lineage: Eukaryota; Fungi; Ascomycota; Sordariomycetes; Glomerellales; Glomerellaceae. The record is from RefSeq and is a predicted model, not a curated record. Gene Ontology annotation, cellular component: plasma membrane; intracellular membrane-bounded organelle. The transcript has 2 exons. The coding region runs from base 2528 to 6037 and encodes 1169 amino acids. Gene Ontology annotation, biological process: intracellular calcium ion homeostasis; calcium ion transmembrane transport.